CGUCAUCAUGGAGACACCGCCCUGCAGGUAUGGGCUCGUGGAACACGGCCGGCUGAACCGACCAGAGCGCCCCGUCAUUAAUAGGUAUAAGACUGGACAGCCCGUUUUAUUGCUAACUUUACCCUUGAUGUGGUUCCGUUAAAACCGUUACGGAAACGUCUUUCACAGAAACAUAUCAGUUUGAGGCUCGCAGGGCAAUCUACAUAUAGUCCAGGGUGGGUGUUUUCCCUUUGUAUCCGAUUCUCUGUGCUGCUUCCACCUCUGGCGCUCGGUCCCCUGCUGCUAGUGUCAUGUCUAUUGGUUAUGAGGAACAAACGAUAAUACAAAACAGCAUUGACUUCGUGGCCAUCUCUUUUCUUCUCUACGAUCACCUCAUUACGUUGGCGGAAGAGGUCACGUAUAUAUGGGCACGUCCCAAGCACCCAUCUGCGAUAUUAUUUCUCGUCAACCGGUAUCUGGGGUGUCUCUCAACAAUCGCACAAGCAGUGGUGUUAUUCAUAGUUCUGUCACCAGAGGUUCGGCUCAUCUGGCUCGAUGCGAUCUACAUCCACUACCAUAAGGUAUCGCUCUUCGCGAAUCAAGUCAUCGUGUGCAUGCUUUUCGUGAUUCGCACGUAUGCACUUUACGGCAGAAACAAACGCAUCCUUGCGUUUCUUCUCUUCACCACCGUCGCUCUGGUAUCCGUAGUAGCUUGGUCCCUCGUAGGUCAGGUGACGUCUGCGACCAACCUACCUAGCUGCCAGAUGAUCUACAACACCAACAUUGCCAUCCAUCUCGCUGUACCUUACGAAGCGCUAUGCGUAUUUGACACAUUGAUAUUUGGAUUGACAGCGUAUAAGACGUUCAAGGUUGGUAUACGAUCUAUCGUACACUCGAAACCCCAGUUGGUUGUGCUCCUCCUUCGCGAUGGUGCAAUUUAUUUUGCGAUCGUGGCGAUGGCGAAUCUCGCCAAUAUCCUGUCGUUUUAUGUUGCACCUGAACAUUUGAAGGGAGGGCUAUCUACAAUUUCCAUAUGUACCGCCGUUACAAUGGUGUCCAGACUCAUGCUCAACCUCCACAAAACUGCCGAUGCUGGGAUCUUCUCGCAUGGACAACACCUCACCGAUGGCCGCGGUGGUGCCAUAUUCACGUCCCAGUUCUUAGAACCCGAUCAAGGAUGGGAUCUUUCGACACCGACGGAUUAAAUAUGUAUUUGGACUCUUGACAUAGCUUCUUCACGCAUUCAAGUUUGGUGUAAUAUACGAGCAUACUUAUUCUUUG
Messenger RNA from Pisolithus orientalis, 1260 nucleotides. RefSeq lists its product as uncharacterized. Lineage: Eukaryota; Fungi; Basidiomycota; Agaricomycetes; Boletales; Pisolithaceae. The record is from RefSeq and is a predicted model, not a curated record. The transcript has 13 exons. Bases 291 to 1184 code for a protein of 297 amino acids.